AUGAAGAACUAUUACGCCAGCCACGGCGAUCCGGAUCGCUUGAAGUGGCUGCACGACAACUGCAACGCUGAAUAUUCAGCCGAGGCGAUGGACGGAGCGGCGACAAAUGGGCACCUCGAAGUCGUCAACUUCGGCGUCUUGGGCGGCGGUAAUUCAACCGCGAAAUGCACCACCGCAGCCAUGGAUGGAGCGGCGAUGAACGGCCAUCUGAACGUGGUCAAGUGGCUGCACAAGAACCGAGCAGAAGGCUGCACGACCGCAGCCAUGGACGAAGCUGCGCGCAACGGCCACUUCAGUGUGGUUCUGUGGCUGCACUGCAAUCGGAAGGAAGGCUGCACCACAGCAGCGAUCGAUAACGCCGCCAGUGGCGGCUACCUGCAGGUGGUGGAGUGGCUACACAAAACUCGCUCGGAAGGGUGCACGCACGACGCGAUGAUCAAUUCAGCGUCGAAGGGAUUCCUAGAGAUCGUCAAGUACCUGCACGUCAACCUUAACCAAGCAGCUUCCAACGCCGCGAUCACUGCAGCCGCACGCAACGGACAUCUACCAGUGGUGCAGUAUCUGCACGAAAACCACUCGGAGCGCUGCACGGCGGACGCUAUCACCGUCGCAAAGGAGAACGGACACACUAAUGUUGUUGCGUUCAUGCUGGAGCACGAGGAGUGUCGUCGAGCGUACGAAGCAGGCCGGUUCAUGGUUGGCGCUGAAACUUUUGAUGGUGAGUCUGAUGUUGAAGCUGAGCUUGAAGCGCGCCUUCGUGUGGAGGUCGAAGCGAGCAUUCGAGCUGAGGAAGGGGCGAGGAUCAGAGCGGAAGUGGAGGCCGCAGUUCGAGCUGAGCAGGAGGAAGUUAUGCUGCGUGCCAAGAUCCGAGCGGAGAUCCAGGACGAGGUGGAGGAGAAGAUGCGCGCUGAGAUCCGAGCUGAAUUGCUCGCCCAGAAGAAGACGCAGCCGUGCACGAUCUGCUUUGGCAACAUCGACCACCCGAUCACGACCUCGUGCAGUCACACGUUCUGCGCCGGGUGUCUGGCCAAGUGGCGUAGCGGAGGUCACGAGUUGUGCCCCAUGUGCCGAUCGAGCCUCAAGUGA
Phytophthora sojae is the source of this 1086-nucleotide messenger RNA. RefSeq lists its product as hypothetical. Lineage: Eukaryota; Oomycota; Peronosporomycetes; Peronosporales; Peronosporaceae. The record is from RefSeq and is a predicted model, not a curated record. Bases 1 to 1086 code for a protein of 361 amino acids. The transcript has 3 exons. Gene Ontology annotation, molecular function: protein binding; metal ion binding.